CCGCGAAAACCUGUAGCAAUGAUCUCUUUCGCGAAAUCGGAGUGUUCAGGCUCCGCCUCGGCAUGUUAAAAAGCAGCGGACGUGUUUCUACCUUGCAAGCGGCCACAAUGUAUGCCAAUUAGAAGGAUCCGAGACAGGGAUAGGGCCAGUAUAGUGCAUUCAAGUAGGUUGCACUUGGACAGUAAUACAACUUGUUUGGUCCGACCUACGAUCUGUAUGUAGUACUGAGACCUGCUGAGGUCGUCGUUUUGUGCUAUCUGAGCGACAGAAGAGCACAUGCAAAGACUACGUUGUAUGACAGCGCAAAGAGUUGUUCAAAGUAAGGUUCUUAUUCAAGUGCAAGACACCGGGAGUUGAAAACUCUGGAAUCGACAACAGGUAGACAACUGACGCUGAGGAUGCGCCUUCUCCCGCUGUGCCUCUGUCUGUGGCUUCAAGCCUGGGUCUCACCGUGUCGCGGGUUGGAAUUCCGGUACCACAACUCGGCAGAAGUGGAACAAUACCUGAAAGCUGUCAACAAAAAUCAUUCUUCGUUUACACACCUACAUAGCAUUGGGAAAUCCGUGGAAGGAAGAGACCUCUGGGUUCUUGUUCUGGGUAAAACUCCCACCCAACACAAGAUUGGGAUUCCGGAGUUCAAAUAUGUGGCGAACAUGCAUGGUAACGAGGUGGUGGGGCGGGUCCUGCUCCUUCACCUGAUCGAGCUCCUGACCCAGGGUUACCUGAGCGACCCCAUCAUCACGCGCCUCCUCAACAGCUCCCGGGUCCACAUCCUGCCCUCCAUGAACCCGGACGGCUUCGAGGAGUCUGUCCCUGACUGCCUGAACACGGACGGGAGGUACAACAAACACGGCGUGGACCUGAACCGCAACUUCCCGGACGCCUUCGCGGGGGCGCAGGAGGAGAAGCGGGAGCUGGAGGUGCGAGCGGUGAUGGACUGGCUCAGCUCCGAGCCCUUCGUCCUGUCCGCCAACCUGCACGGGGGCGCCGUGGCGGCCAGCUACCCUUACGACAACAGCAACGGGGGGAGCGAGCUGCAGAAGGGCUUCAGCAUCUCCCCUGACGACGACGUCUUCGUCCACCUGGCCAAAACCUACUCGUUCAACCACGCCCUGAUGUACAAGGGGCAGUCCUGCCACGGCUUCGAGCCCUUCAAGGAUGGCAUCACCAACGGGUACCACUGGUACCAGCUGCAAGGAGGGAUGCAGGACUACAACUACGUGUGGGGCCAGUGCAUGGAGAUCACCCUGGAGCUGUCCUGCUGCAAGUUCCCGCCUGAGAGCGAGCUGCCCAGGUUUUGGGAGGAUAACAAGGCCGCGCUGCUGGCCUACAUGCAGCAGGUCCAUCUGGGUAUGAAAGGGCAGGUGCUGGAUUCGGACGGAACCCCCGUGCAGAAUGCCCUGGUGGAGGUGGAGGGCCGCAGGAACCUCUGCCCCUUUCGGACGGACCGCAACGGGGAGUACUACAGGCUGCUGCUGCCAGGGAACUACACCUUCAAGGUGACAGCUCCGGGCCAGGAGCCAAUCACGGAGACCCUGUCUAUCCCCUACGGCCCGGAAAAGUUCUCAGCGUUGACGCACAAUUUCGUCCUCCGGGGGAACACCAACAGGGAGUCAGACACUACGCAGCCCACAGAGUCCUGUACCUCCAUGGUGCGGAACAAUACCUACAACCACAGCGCCGCCCUGCUGGCCUCGCAGUUCCUGCCCCUGUUGGCCCUGAUGCUGUACAGUCUGCUGCAGUGAGAGGCCAUCGGGUGCCUUUGGACCACAAGAACAGAUGAGGCCUUUCUUCUUUUUUUUUAAAUGCUUUUUUCCUCUUAUUUUUGCAACUGCAAACCCCAAUCUGUAACUUUCAAUUGGAUACCAAUGUCCCUCAUCGUGACAAUCACUGUCGCUGCUGAAGUGAGACACGUGAAAUCCUCCGAUACACAGCGCGUCACAGUAAGCAACGUGCUUACUGGAGGAUGGGCGUGGCUCCACUGAUGUCAUUCAGACAACCAGAAGGCGCCCGAUGAGUCACAGAGCGCCUGAGAGCAAUGAGGCGAGCACAGCCCCUGCUGACAUAUCCACCCCAAAGCUGAUCUGUUCCAGCGCUGCGGGCUCCCGGUCAUCGCUGGCUGACGACACGCGGCCGGGAUUGAACCUGGGCCGCAGAGCUCAGCUCGCACUCAAAGUGAGCGUCUGAAUCACUGAGCUACUCGGGAGCCCCACAAGAUGAGCUUUUUAACCAUACUGGCACGCACAAUCUGAUGCAGCUGUCUGACACGUUCACCAGGUUGCUGAAGUGGCUCUCUCAAACUGUCGGCAAAGAGGGCCGAACACGCAUGGGACCAUGUACUCAAGGGACCAUUCCGGCACCGCUCAGUCGAGACGAUUCACAGCGAGGGUCCUACGAGUCCAAUCCGAGUUUCAAUUCUGAGUACUCACAUCUACAGCUGUGGGAUUUCAUCAGUGAGUACUCAAAUCCAGAGUCAAGGUGGAGCUCCUCUGGUCCCCCCCAGGGUCAUGUGACCAGCACUACCGCUGCUUCCUGCCCCUCAGGCUCCCUGCAGGCUGUUAUGGGAGGAGCUCUGAACUCCAGGCUGCUGUGUCAAUCACCCCAGGACGCGCGUCAGAGAGGACUCAGAAAAAGGCAGCCAUGCAGAGAGGUGCGCGUGAAAACAUGCCUAGGAGUAUGAGCAGUGUAUGAGGCAGUGUAUGAAUGAGCAGCGGAUACGCCAUGGUUAUGCUAUAAACAACUUCUAUUACCAGAAUCAAGCUUCGUGAUUUAUCAGUAACUGUUUUGCGGUUUGCAGCAUCAAGGUUGAAGGUCGAACAAGUUUUAUUUUCCAUAAAAAGUGAUAUAGCUAUAUAUGUUUGUAGCAGAUUGCCUUUUAAAUACAAAAG
This is a messenger RNA of Megalops cyprinoides (Indo-Pacific tarpon), 2888 nucleotides long. It is a transcript of the gene cpm, whose product is annotated as carboxypeptidase M. Gene Ontology annotation, cellular component: cell surface. Gene Ontology annotation, molecular function: zinc ion binding; metallocarboxypeptidase activity. NCBI's taxonomy places the organism in Eukaryota, Metazoa, Chordata, Actinopteri, Elopiformes, Megalopidae. The coding region runs from base 399 to 1745 and encodes 448 amino acids. The transcript has 9 exons. Gene Ontology annotation, biological process: proteolysis. The record is from RefSeq and is a predicted model, not a curated record.